AUGACUGAAACCGCAGCGAAGUCAGUCCGAACUCCAAAAUCGCCAUCGACAGGUGCAUCAUCGGGUACACCAUUUUAUUCGCCGUCUUCACGACCUCAGUCAACGGAUGUACAUUCGCAGCCAUCUAUUGUUUCCAGUUUUAAUAAUGCCAACGCUUUUCCUUCAAGUGGUGAAAAAACUUUACGAGUAAAUGAAGCUCUUAUGUACAUGAUUUGCAAAGACUACCAUCCAGUUUCUAUCGUCGAAAACGAGGGAUUUCGUGACUUACUGAAGAUAGUCGCACCGCGCUAUAAAAUUCCAUGUAGAUCAACAUUAACAAAGUGGGUCGAUGCCAAAUAUGAUGAGUUGGCUUUCAUUUUUCGCGAUAAAACAGCUAUUGUUGAAAAUGUGACACUUACAACGGAUAUAUGGUCAGAAACAAUGCACAUGAAGAAUUUUCUAGGAAUCACGGCGCAUUUUGAUGUUGAUGUGCAGUUCCAUUCAGUGACACUAGGAGUGUAUGAGUUAGAUGAGCGGCACACAUCUGAAUAUAUUGCCGAAAAGCUUCUAAAAGCGUGUGUAGAGUGGAAAGUGGAAACCGAUAAGUUGUCAGCUGUAAUAACUGACAACGCGGCAAACAUGGUGAAGGCUAUAGAUCUUGCAUUUGGAAAGAAAAAGCACAUACCCUGUUUUGCCCAUACCUUGAAUCUAGUGGCUGAAUCCGCGAUUCAAUAA
This is a messenger RNA of Rhagoletis zephyria (snowberry fruit fly), 714 nucleotides long. Its product is annotated as zinc finger BED domain-containing protein 4-like. The record is from RefSeq and is a predicted model, not a curated record. NCBI's taxonomy places the organism in Eukaryota, Metazoa, Arthropoda, Insecta, Diptera, Tephritidae.